AUGCACGCGAUGCGGCACCCGGCCUUGGCUCAUCCCCGACACGCCGUAUUCGGCACUCCUCUGCCUCCCAUCUGGCCCUCUGAACCGUCGCUCGCGCACCUCGAAGCCAUUGCACGCGAGCACCUCGAUAUUCCCGCGGAUAACCCAUGCACUAUCGAUCGCUUUGCGGACGGCGCAUUCAACAAGCUCUACACCAUCGCCUCCGACACUCUCACCAAACAGUAUCUCAUCCGUGUCGCGCUGCCUGUGGAGCCGCGCUUGAAGACGCUCAGCGAGGUCGCCACGAUCGAAUUGGUCCGGACGCAUGCAACGGAGCUUGUACCGCGAAUAUCCGCAUACAGCGCUGAUGCAGCGGUCAGCGGACUUGGAUACGAAUGGAUGCUUAUGGAGAAUAUGCAUGGUGGACCGCUGGAGGAUUGUUGGGAAGGAAUGGAGUGGGAGGCUAAGGUCGCACUCAUGAAGACGCUCGUCGGCGUCCUCGGAAAGCUCUACGGCCAUCCCUUAGAAGGCAUCGGGAACAUAUAUCCGACGCCACACUCUUCAACAAUAUCUGCUACGGCCACCAUCGGCCCUAUCGUCUCCACAAUGUUCUUUUGGGACGACCACUACGAGCUGGACGUUCCACGCGGCCCUUUUCGCUGUAGUCACGAUUGGCUUCGCGCCCUCCUCCAGUUCACCCUCAACAACUGCGCGAAAACGCUCGCACAACGGGCUGCCGAAGAUGAUCCGGAUCCGGACGACGAGGAUGAGCGCGAAGAAGCUCUACUGACACAAGCGCUCGUGAAACGGCUUGUCCGGCUUUUACCGCGCAUAUUCCCACUACCCGGCGCCGACAGCGUCGAGCCUACCGCCUUGCGCCAUGACGACCUCACAUGUCACAACCUGCUCGCAGACGGAGCUGGGCAGUUGACUGGGAUCGUCGACUGGGAAUGCGUGUCAGCCCUUCCUCUCUGGUGCGUAUGCACCCUGCCUCAGUUCUUGCGAGGCCGUACGCGCACGGAGCAGCCGUACGAGGCGACGUACAUGAGGGACGAGGACGGGCGGAUCACGGAACUCUACGCGGAGCAUGUGCUCGAGUGGGAGCGUACGCAGUUUCGUGCUGUGUUGCUCGAGGAGAUGGAACACGUCCAGCCCGAAUGGGUGCGCAUGUACAAGGACCCAGCGAACGCGCUGAAGAGGGACUUCUACGAGGCGGUGAUAUCUUGCGAGAUUGAGCUCUACAGGAGGAGAGUGGGGGAAUGGGUCGGUCAGGUCGAGCGAAUGUCCGACGAAGAGAUACGUACUCCUAGCGGGAUGUACAAGUCGUUGGAGGAUGAACUCGUAUUAUGA
Messenger RNA from Peniophora sp. CBMAI 1063, 1329 nucleotides. NCBI's taxonomy places the organism in Eukaryota, Fungi, Basidiomycota, Agaricomycetes, Russulales, Peniophoraceae. The record is from the annotation of a GenBank genome assembly.